Messenger RNA from Neocloeon triangulifer, 3505 nucleotides. RefSeq names its product zinc finger protein 26-like. The coding region runs from base 253 to 3444 and encodes 1063 amino acids. Gene Ontology annotation, molecular function: zinc ion binding; nucleic acid binding. The record is from RefSeq and is a predicted model, not a curated record. The transcript has 8 exons. Lineage: Eukaryota; Metazoa; Arthropoda; Insecta; Ephemeroptera; Baetidae.
CACAGCAACGGAAGAAGGCAAUGGCCAUGGCCAAGCCAAACGAAAAUGAUUAGACAUCAUUUCAUUGCUGAAUAGAAUUUGUGCCCUUUUGAAAUUUCAUGUCGAUCGUUUCCUUUUAAAGAUUAAUUUCUGGAAUCAAACCAUUAUUGAACGCUGAUUUUAUUUGUACAAAUAUGUACAUAAUGUUUCGUUGAAAAUUUUGCUUUAGUUUUGUGUGUCUGCAACUCUUUUUUUUUUACAUGCGUAAUCAUCAUGAUUUCAAACGCAAAAAUUAACAUCAGGCACUUAGCUGAAAGCAUCAAUUUGAUAAAGUGCCCCUGUUGCUGUAGCGCUACAUUCCUGACCCCAGAAAAACUUCAGGAGCAUUUGGUUGCUUUGCAGCAGAAGCUCAGCUCGUUGCAGUGCUAUGCUUGCGCCACUAAAUUUGCCUCCUUGCAAGAGUACUCCGAACACUUGGUCAACAAGUGUCCUAAAACUCAGCAGCCGGAGAAGCAUGUCAUAGAGUGCAGCAACAUAGACUCUCCUCAGAAAGCAACAGUUGUAGCUUCCAACAGCACACUCAGAGGCCUGAGAAUCCUCAGGGUUUUGCACAAGAGCCCAUCAAAGAAAUCUGAAACGGGGAACAUCAAAAUCAUCACGCCAACUACAGCCUCUCCAAUGCUAAAUGUUGGCCAAGAUGUUAAGAGAGUUCUUCUGCUGAAACCUCCACAAAAAGUAAUCAGUGACAGAAAAAGGCCAGCAGACGGAAGCCCUGAUGCAAAUAAACACUCGGUUGAUUCGAAGAAACAAAAAAUCGUCACUCAAGAUUAUCAAGAACCUCUGGUGGAAAGGAAAUCAGAGGAUGCCGUUUCUGUGGAUUUAGGCAGUGAUGAUGAAAAUGGCCAUGAUGACGAUUUUAGUGAAUCCAUGUUAAUCUCUCAAGAGGUAAAUUCUGAAGAGAAUGUGGAGAUUGGAAAUUCAACUGAUGCAAAGAUUAAAACAAUUGCCACCAAAGUGGUAAAGGAAAAAGUUGUUUUGUAUAAGUGCAGACUGUGCAAUUUUAAAACCCACGACCUGGACAAACAGACCAAGCACAAGUGCCAGAAAUGCCCAUUUUGUGACAAAGUUUUCAAUAGCCAAUCAUCUGCAAGUCCACACAUCAGGCAGCACAAACUUGAUAUGUUGGAGGAAGAGCUAAACACGAUCAUGAUAGGCUUGCCUGAUGAGGUGGUAUCUGUUUUCUGCAACAAGUGUUGUUUAGACUUUGCUUCCGAGACAGUUGAAACCCACAUCAAGAUCCACAAAGAAGGCGCCAAGGUGCACCAGUGCACCUCAUGCAAAAAAUGCUUCCUCUCCAAAUUUUCUCUGACAGAACAUAGCAAAUCAUGUGGAAAAGAGGAAAUUCGGGAAACUGAAGAAGCAGCAGAGAAUAUAGGAAAGUUCGAAUGCACAAUAUGCAAGAUAAAAUUCAAUCGAAGGGCUGCAUAUAGGAAGCACAGGCAGGAAGAGCACCCAUAUGGACAGAAAGGAAUACGAUCUAAGAUGAAUUGUGGCUUUUGCGAGAUGACGGGUUUUACUUUACCUGGAAUUACCAAGCACAUCCUCAGUGAGCAUCCAACAGUUGAAAUGAAGAUCAACGAAAACAAUAUCUUACCAGAGAUGAGUGUAUGCUCACACCACUGCCGUGUUUGCAAGGAGGACGUCGAAGAUGCUAAUCUUCACAACCAGCUGCACCAGAGUGGUGUUGAGGUCUUCAAAUGCAUAGCUUGCCCUUCAAAGUUCAUCGCCUUGGAAAGAUUAAACAAACACCUCAAAGACGUUCAUGAUAUGGCUCCAACUAUGUCAAAGAUGUUUGCAUGUCGAGAAUGUCCCAAAUCGUACGCCUCACGUUCGUCUCUUCAACUUCAUUGCAUGGCCAGCAAUCACUGCCGCGACAUGCUCACCGACACCACCAUCUACCAAUGCAGGUACUGCUCUAAAGGACACCUACGAAAACGUGAUCUGUGGAAGCAUGAAAAUGUACAUAUAGCAAAGGGAGAAAUUCUCUUAGCCGGUCAGCAGGAUCAGACGGCAAACUCCAAUUACUCUUCCGCACCUACUAAUCCAAGUCCGUUCAAGUGUCAAACGUGCGACAAGGUCUUUGGCUCCAAAAUAUCUGCAGAGGUGCACGCCGUGGCAAGAAACCAUAUGGCAGGCUUUGAGUAUGUGCAAGUCCUUACUUGCAAUAUAUGCAAAAAAAAGUUUGCCCGCAAAAGAGAGCUCAGGAGACACUUGGCCAAGCACGCAGAGCGCGGGGACUUGGAAUUGAGCACUGAGUGCGAACUUUGUGGCAAGAAAUGCUCAUCCUCGCAGGGCUUGAAGGUGCACGUACAAAGCCAUGCUCAGUUUUCUUGUCCACACUGUAAAAAGUACUUUCUUGAAGAGCAAGAUUUGCUCUCGCAUGUCAAUAAAGCUCAUCCUGACAAGGAACAGAUGCUCAAAUGCAACCUCUGCACAAAAUACUUCAAGGAUCUGGACCAAUUACGGAAUCACUUGCCUUCAAUAGACCAUUUGGAGUCUCAACUGAAUCAAACAAUUGUCACCUCCUAUGACCUGACCUUCUGUGACAGCUGCCAGGAAUGCAUCAGUGUUGACCUGAAGGAUAUCCAUGAUGCCAUGCACCAUCGAGGCGUGGGGAAGCUCUUCAAGUGCACUGAAUGUCCGAGCCACUUUUAUUCGGCGCUCAGUCUGGGUGUGCAUGCAAAGGCAUCGCACAAAAGUGGUAUUAUGUUCCAGUGUCCUGUGUGUAGCAUCAACGUGUGCUCGGCCGCUUCCCUAAACUAUCACUACCAGAGACACGUCACUACCAUGGCUGUACUCAAAACCCUCAAGUGUCAAUUCUGCCCGAAGACCUUCCGGCGCACUGCUGACCGCCAUAAGCAUGAACUGAUCCACAAAGGCACCAAAGAUCAUGCAUGCAAACUUUGUCCAAAGACCUUCCGGCUGGCGCAGAUGCUCUAUGUUCAUAUGCGGACCCACACAAAUGAGCGGCCGUACAAAUGUAAGGAGUGUGAUAUGGCCUUCAAGUCAAACAGCGCCAUGCACAACCACAUCAGGAGCAAGCAUCGGACCGAGAGAAACUUUGUGUGCACAUACUGUCCAAAAGCGUUCAAGACGAGAGCUGCCUGGCAUGGACACGUGGGCUCACAUGAAAAGCUGUUCAAGUGUGAAGAUUGCGGCCGAGCAUUCUACUCUAGGAAUGCUGCUACUCAGCACAUCAAAUUAAUCCACCUGCCCAAGAAUAGAGAGCUCUUUGAAUGCGUUCUUUGCAAUGCAACGUACGGAAGAUCCUUGGCCCUUAUCAAGCACAUGAAGACCGACCACGCCAAGCUUGAGGGUAAAGAUGAUCUUCUACAGAAACUUCUUGAGGUGUCCAAUGUCACAUACACAUCACCUAAGAAGUCGAGGGCAACCAAGAGUAAAUGAGUUGUGUUGAUUUGUUUAGAAAACAUAUCUUUUUAAUAAACAGAUCUUUUUAAGAAAUAUA